UAUAUGGCCCACGCACACAUGCAUAUCGUAUUUAAUAAGUACUUUCCUAAACACACCUCAGUCUUCAAUAAAUCGUAGAACAAGCAACACUCAUUUGUAUUAUUUCGAAAAAACAGCAAGAUCCAAAAUCAACCUUAUUACAAUCAACAUAUGGUCCAUACCGAACCGGAUAGCAACGAAGAAGUCUGCGAGUUCGCCGGCGAACGAGAACAAAAGGACUGCAUUCCAGAGCGAUAAGGCGGCCGGCGGACUGUUUUUUCAUAGUGAACAUUUUGUGAUCUUUGCAUUUACUUUGCAAUACUUUGAUCUUUGCAUUUACUUUGCAAUUAAAUAGCAAGUUAUAAAGUGAAUAGACACGAAACAUUUGAGUGCAACUAAUUAACAUUAAGAUUGAACUUUUUCGCCGUUUAUAUAAGGAUAUUUACGUGAAAUUUGGUGAAACAAAAUGUCAAAUAUGGAACAAUUAAUAAGUGUGUUACAAGAUACGGCAACUAUAUUACAAAAAACUCAAACAAAUCUCAAGAAAUGUCCUAAAGCACGACUUACAAAGGGGUAUCUCGAGUCGCGAUUAAAAAGCAUAGAACAUUACUGGAGUAUAUUUCAAAGUGCGCAUCAAGACCUUCUUAAGUGUACACCGACGGACAAGCGAAUGGAUAUACCUUAUUUGGUUAAUGAAGAUUACUACAUUUAUGAAGACUUGUACUUCUGCUUAAGUGGCGAUAUAAAAGACAUGUUAUCAUCAUUUUCGAGUGGUAAAUGCAAUCAUACUGCCAGUACUGCCACUGACAGUGCUAUAACUGGAGAUAAAGUGAAGUUACCUCGCGUACAGCCACCAGUUUUCAGCGGCAGUUAUGAAGAUUGGCCAACGUUUCAAGACAUAUUUGAGUCACUUAUACACAACAACAGCUCGUUAAGCGACGUCGUGAAGUUCCAUUUUUUGAAAAAUAGUGUCAGUGGCGAAGCACAAGCUUUACUUAAGAACAUACAAGUAACAGACGCUAAUUACGAAGAAGCUUGGAAGACUUUAAAGAAUCGUUACGGAAACAAAAGAAUAAUUGUUAAUGCUAUUAUGAAAAGAUUAUUUUCGCAGAAAAAGAUAUACUCGCAAACUUCUAACCAAAUCAAAUCACUUUUAGACACAACUACGGAGUGUUUGAACAGUCUAAGCAACCUUAAGGUAUCAGUUGAAUCCUGGGAUCCUAUGAUAGUGCAUUUGAUUGUGUUGAAACUUGACACAGAGACUCACAAGGACUGGGAAGAAUAUUCCUUUAAGAGUACACCGGAUGACUUACCUAAGUGGUCUGAAUUGAGGACUUUUCUUGAAACCAAAUUCCGUACUUUGGAAUUUAUUCACCAGACUACUUCGGCCGCUCCUUCAGUUUCUCGACCGGCUACGCAGAAAACCUUUCAUUUGACUUCGCCAGCUCCUUCUAAUGAACAAAGUAGCUUGAAUACAACACCACCGGCGACUUCAAGUAGAACGUGCAUCAAGUGUAAUGAUAAUCACACGCUGAGUCACUGUAAGGAUUUUGCCAAUAUGGACGUAACUGAAAGAACUGACUACGUGAAAACAAACAAUUUAUGUUAUAACUGCCUACUCAGCGGCCACUCCGUGUUCAAGUGUCGUUUACCAACAUCCUGCCAAAUCUGUCAUAGACGUCAUCACUCUCUACUACACCAUACAAAGAACGAAACUAUAAAGGCACAUCUUAGUCAGAUGGAAGAAAAUAAGGAUGAUGACGUACCAAAAGAAGUAGAAGAUGAUAUCACUGUAGCAACGCACUUCAUUGCUCAAAAUUCAGAUGCUUUAUUAGCUACAGCGCUUGUCCUAGUAAAGGGUGAGAAGGGGCAAGUGCUCACACUGCGGGCUUUGAUUGAUCAGGGUUCCGAAGCGAACUUCAUCACGGAGCGAGCCGUGCAAAUGAUGAAACUACACAAGACACCUGUCAGGGGUUCAGCCACGGGACUCGAAUCAACUAAGACCUCAGUGAACAGUAUGGUACAGUGUGAGCUUCAGUCAAGAUUUGACACUGAUUUCAACCUAAACAUCAAUGCAUUUGUCUUAUCUACUCGAGUAACCGCUGAACUCCCAUCAAAAGCACACACCAAGACUCACCACGCUUGGCAGCACCUUAAUGGACUCGAUCUGGCAGACCCGAACUACCAUCAACCAGGUCGAGUAGACAUGCUUCUAGGCGUUAAGGUCUAUGCAAAAAUUUUAAUUAAUGGCUUAAUCAAAGGUCCUCCAGGCUCACCAUGUACACAAAAUACAAGCCUUGGAUGGAUUGUAUUCGGAGACGCUGAAGGCAAUUCUUCAAAAAAUAUUGUUGUCAUGCAUCAGAAACUCGACUUAGACCUUCUGGUAAAAAACAUGUGGGAACUGGAUUCAGCAAAAAAACCAGAACUUACAGCAGAUGAGAAACUUUGUGAAUCUAUUUAUGCAAAUACAACUACCAGAACAAAAGAAGGAAGAUAUGUAGUGAAACUUCCCACAAGAACAGAGAAAAUAAUGUCAACAGAAGGAGAAACAAAAGACAUAGCACUGAGAAGAUUCAAACAACUAGAACGAAAAUUCGAAAAGGACGAAAAAUUCAAAAAGGAAUACACCAAAGUCAUAGAAGAGUAUUCAACAUUGAAGCACAUGGAAGAAGUUCCAGACACUGAAAUAGAAGCCCCAUCAGUAUAUCUCCCACAUCAUGCUGUGAUUAGGAACGACAAGGACACAUCUAAAGUGAGAGCUGUGUUUGAUGCUUCAUCUAAAGGCAUAAACAAUAUUUCACUCAAUGAAGAGCUACUGGUGGGUCCACAGCUUCAAGAAGAUUUAAGGAACAUAAUCAUGAGAUGGCGUAUGAAGAAAAUCUGCUUCGUUGCAGACAUACAGAAAAUGUAUCGUCAAAUUUUGGUUACAAAACAAGAUGCAGAUCUGCAGCGUAUUCUUUGGCGCAAAUGUGCAGCAGACCCUAUUAAAGAAUACCGCCUGCUUCGUGUCACGUUUGGUACAGCAUCUGCGCCAUACUUAGCUGUGAAAACGUUACAAAGGGUCGCAGACGACGAAGGAAAACACCAUCCAGUAGCUGCAAAAACGAUUAAAGAAGAUUUCUACAUGGAUGACCUCAUGUCGGGCCAAGAUAACACAGAAGACGCUGUAGAUGUAGCCAAAAAUAUUGCAAAUAUUCUGAAAAACGGAGGAUUUGAUUUGCAGAAAUGGUCGUCUAAUAGCACCAGCUUUUUAAAGCAAUUCCCACCGGAUGAGAGAAACUGUAAUGUAAACAUGAAUAUCAACCUAGACGGAACUGUACGUGCACUGGGUAUCACUUGGAACAUGGGUGAAGACAGUUUUCCGUACAAACUUGAACUACCCCAGCAACCGAUAACUAUUACAAAGAGAAACAUACUAGCAGAAACGCAAAAACUGUUCGAUCCUUUGGGAUGGCUGGCACCAAGCAUAAUUCAAGCCAAGAUGCUUAUCCAGAAACUUUGGCUGCACCGAUCGAGUUGGGAUGAUGAAGUAGAACCUGAAAUAAAAGAAGAAUGGUUAAACAUAAGACACAAUUUUGAAAACUUAAGGGACGUCAAUAUACCAAGAUGGCUGCACACAACUAAACUAAGACUAGAUAAAACUACGAUACAUGGAUUUUCUGAUGCGUCUACAAAGGCUUAUGCAGCUGUCGCUUAUUUGAGAGUAGAAACUGAAGAAGGUGAAAUCAAGACGAAUAUCAUAGCUGCUAAAGUCCGUGUAAGUCCAGUGAAGCCAGUAUCUUUGCCUCGAUUAGAACUGUGUGGCGCUGCGCUGCUGGCAAAGCUGCUUAAACAAAUUAGAGAAGCCAUGAGAAUCCCUGAAAGCCAAGUGUUCGCAUGGACUGACUCAACAAUAGUUUUGUCGUGGUUAAAAGGAGACCCUAACCGGUGGCAAACCUUCGUCAGGAAUCGCGUGGUGUCCAUUCUCGAUGAUAUUGGCGACAAAUGGUAUCAUGUAACAUCCCAAUCGAACCCUGCGGAUAUUGCGUCACGUGGUUCCCCGCUACCAGAACUCAUCUCACAUCAUUUAUGGUGGAACGGGCCAGAAUGGCUAAAAACACAUGACAUUCCAUUUAAUAAAUCAGACGCCACGACAGACUUGGAAAUGAAACGAACCUUUCACACCAGCUUGAAGGUACAAGAGGAAGAUAAUCAUUCAAUUAUAAGUCAGUUUGACGAUUUUGAUGAUUUACAAGAACUUGUUAACACAAUUACGUACUGCAAACGCUUUUUAAAUUACAAGAAAAUUACCCCGAACCCUACAUUCACAACAGAAGAGUUACAAAAUUCAUUGAUGACUUGCAUUAAAUUGGUACAACAACAAGCAUUUGAUGAUGACAUAACCAGACUACAAAAUAACAAAAAUGUAAGAUGUGACAGUAAAUUGAAAUCAUUGAAUCCUUACCUGGAUGAAGUUAAUAUACUCAGGGUGGGCGGUCGUCUUAAACACGCAAAUCUGAGCAAAGAUAGCAAGAAUCCUAUUAUUCUGGACAUCGAUGUUUCAGAAUAG
Cydia amplana is the source of this 4528-nucleotide messenger RNA. RefSeq lists its product as uncharacterized. Lineage: Eukaryota; Metazoa; Arthropoda; Insecta; Lepidoptera; Tortricidae. The record is from RefSeq and is a predicted model, not a curated record. The coding region runs from base 446 to 4528 and encodes 1360 amino acids. The transcript is spliced from 2 exons.